AUGUGUAGGUAUGGAAACUUCUCAUUAACAUUAAAUGAGUGCGAAACUGAAAACAGAUGUCCUAAGCCGCACGAGGAAUGCAUCAAUACACCUGGUGCAUACAAGUGCUCAUGUGUCCAUGGAUAUAAGAGAGAAGGAGGAAAAUGUGUAGUAGAUGUUGAAGGUGAGCAGCCUCACAUCUUGUAUUAUAUUAAAUGGACUUUCUGUAUUUAUUGGAAAAAUGCUGUGUAUACUGAGAAUCUGCUCAAUUAG
Molecule: messenger RNA, 252 nt
Organism: Cooperia oncophora
Lineage: Eukaryota; Metazoa; Nematoda; Chromadorea; Rhabditida; Trichostrongylidae
Source: the annotation of a GenBank genome assembly